Molecule: messenger RNA, 1471 nt
Organism: Humulus lupulus (European hop)
Lineage: Eukaryota; Viridiplantae; Streptophyta; Magnoliopsida; Rosales; Cannabaceae
Product: glyceraldehyde-3-phosphate dehydrogenase, cytosolic-like
Exons: 12
Coding region: 143-1165 (340 amino acids)
Biological process (GO): glucose metabolic process
Molecular function (GO): NAD binding; NADP binding; oxidoreductase activity, acting on the aldehyde or oxo group of donors, NAD or NADP as acceptor
Source: RefSeq, a predicted model, not a curated record
CUAUUUUCCUUCCUUCCCAUUUUCUUUACAUUCCUAACAAACAUAGGGUUAAAUAUAAGCCCAAAAUUGACACUUUCUUCUCACUAUCAUUUCUCAGUAUUCAUCUUGCUCGAAAUCUCAGUCACUCUCUUCUCAGUUUUCAAUGGCGCCUGUCAAGAAGAUUAAGAUCGGAAUCAACGGAUUCGGGAGAAUUGGGCGUUUGGUUGCUAGAGUUGCUCUCCAGAGAGACGAUGUCGAGCUUGUUGCCGUUAACGAUCCAUUUAUCACCACUGAUUACAUGACUUACAUGUUUAAGUACGAUUCCGUUCAUGGACCAUGGAAGCAUCAUGAACUUAAGGUCAAGGACUCUAAGACCCUUCUCUUCGGUGAGAAGCCCGUCACUGUUUUUGGUGUCAGGAACCCUGAAGAAAUCCCAUGGGGCGAGACCGGAGCCGACUUUGUUGUUGAAUCAACUGGAGUUUUCACUGACAAGGACAAGGCUGCUGCUCACUUGAAGGGUGGUGCUAAGAAGGUUGUCAUCUCUGCCCCAAGCAAAGAUGCACCCAUGUUUGUUGUCGGUGUCAAUGAGAAGGAAUACAAGCCAGAGUACCAUAUUGUUUCCAAUGCUAGUUGCACUACCAAUUGCCUUGCUCCAUUGGCCAAGGUUAUCAAUGAUAGGUUUGGAAUUGUUGAGGGUUUGAUGACCACCGUCCACUCCAUCACCGCAACCCAGAAAACUGUUGAUGGGCCAUCAAGCAAGGAUUGGAGAGGUGGAAGAGCUGCUUCCUUCAACAUUAUUCCCAGCAGCACUGGAGCUGCUAAGGCUGUUGGAAAGGUUCUCCCAGCUCUCAACGGUAAAUUGACUGGAAUGUCUUUCCGUGUUCCUACCAUCGAUGUCUCAGUUGUUGACCUCACAGUCAGGCUUGCUAAGCCUGCAUCCUACGAGGAGAUCAAAAAAGCGAUCAAGGAGGAGUCUGAGGGCAAAUUGAAGGGUAUCUUGGGAUACACAGAAGAUGAUGUUGUCUCUACCGACUUCAUUGGUGACAGCAGGUCAAGCAUCUUUGAUGCCAAGGCCGGAAUUGCUUUGAAUGAGAACUUUGUGAAACUUGUGUCGUGGUACGACAACGAAUGGGGUUACAGUUCCCGUGUGAUUGACUUGAUUGUCCACAUUGCUUCCCAAUGUUGAACAAAACAAAACAAAACCUGUGGAGAUUGAAGGCUAUUUAGUUGAGUCUCUAUAAGGUUCAGUUGUUUGUUGUGUUUAAAAAGUGUUUUGAGUUGAGUUUCGAAUAAGCAAAAUGAGGCCUAAGCCUUUUGGCUUUUGGUGUUUUGAUGUUACAUUUUGAUCAGUUUCGAAGAACCUGUAAUGGUGCUAGUUACAUGUAAACAGUCACAUGGUUUUCCUUCUCUUCCUAUGUAAUUUUUAAGAAGCGAUGGCUUUUUUAUUCUCGGAAGAACUUCGUUACUUUGAUAUCAAAUGCCUUCAUUUUCA